This is a messenger RNA of Neomonachus schauinslandi (Hawaiian monk seal), 288 nucleotides long. It is a transcript of the gene P3R3URF, whose product is annotated as PIK3R3 upstream open reading frame. The transcript has 2 exons. NCBI's taxonomy places the organism in Eukaryota, Metazoa, Chordata, Mammalia, Carnivora, Phocidae. Bases 1 to 288 code for a protein of 95 amino acids. The record is from RefSeq and is a predicted model, not a curated record.
AUGGGGCCUUCUCAGCCUGUCCGUGCCCCUCGGCCCCGGGGCCUAAGUUCCCCCUACCGCAGGCCAGGGGUGGGCUGGCGUCGGCCUCGAAAUCCCAGGAUGUUCAAGUGUAGCCGCAGAAGGUACCGGCAGAAACCCCAAGGCCCAGCUGCCACCACUGCAGCCACCAAUCCUGCCACCGUGGCCACAGAUAUCAACAACACUCCUACCGCCACCACCAGUGUGUGGAUCCUUCCGCCACAAAUUCUCAGUCACCUUUGUCAACCUGGCAGCUUUCUGAUCUUCUAG